This is a messenger RNA of Xenia sp. Carnegie-2017, 1123 nucleotides long. Its product is annotated as fibrillin-3-like. Gene Ontology annotation, molecular function: calcium ion binding. Gene Ontology annotation, cellular component: extracellular matrix. Gene Ontology annotation, biological process: cell adhesion. Lineage: Eukaryota; Metazoa; Cnidaria; Anthozoa; Malacalcyonacea; Xeniidae. The record is from RefSeq and is a predicted model, not a curated record.
CAUUUGAAUGACACAUGCAGUUUAGCGUUUAUGAAAACGGCAUGAAAUCACAGUGUGGAGGUUGUGGUACGAAAUAUGAAAGUACAUUCGUUAAUGAUUGAAGACAUCUUUGACAACUUAAAACCGGAGUUUUUUUUCACUUAUAUGAAGAAUAUUUUGCUGUGGUAAAACCUUUGAAUCCUUAGUAAUGUUAUUGAGACGUUUCUUUGUUGUUACUUAUUUAUUGUUGGUAUUUCAUUUGAUCUUCGUGUUAUCAUCGAGAGAAAUAAGACCACGAAGAAGUCCAACACCACUUCCACCAUCAGUAAAUUGUCAAGUUUCGCCGUGGACGGAAUUUAGUGCUUGCAGUACAAAAUGUGGCAUUGGAACAAGAACUCGUCGUCGUCACAUCACGACAAAUCCUGCUCACGGGGGGUCCCCAUGUCCUUCUUUAGAAGAGUCUCGUCAAUGUGUAAUUCGCCCCGGCUAUGAACUUCAAGCUGAUGGUAAAUCAUGUGGUGAUAUAGACGAAUGUAAAAGAAAUGGUGGUUGUAUAAAUUCCAACUGUAUAAACACAGAUGGUAGUUAUUGGUGUGACUGUUUAUCUGGUUAUAAACAAUCAGAAAUAACUCCACACAAGUGUGAACCUAAAUCAUGUUCACCAUUGAUCUCACCUCCAUGUCCGUCAAAUGCAUAUCAUGAUGAGUUUGGAACAGCCUGCAAGCCUGCACGCAUCAGUUGCCCACACGGACAUGAAUAUUUGAAAUUCUGUUCCAUUGACUGUGAUGGCAAUUUCAAACUAGCUGUCAUUGAAUCAACAAACAUCCCUAACGCCUUCGCUAGAAACUUCCUUGGGAUAAAUUUCAACGUAUCCAUUGAGAGGGCUCAAUGUAUAUUGGACGGUAACACCGAGAAUGUUGCUUGGGACUGGGACCCAAUUGCUGUACCCUAUUACUGCAGGAGAGAAAACGAUCCACCUUUACAUAUACAUUUCUCGAGAGCUUAUAUCAAUGAGAAAAUGAGCAUUUUUACCAUUGUCGGCUUUUUCUAUGCAUACGAUUUUCAAAAUGAUCCCUUGACGUUCACAAUAAUGAAUGCGGACGCAAAUUUUAUUUUCUUGUUCAAGGAAGAGCAUUGUUGGUAA